AUGUCGGCGCCAUCGUCAAGCCCCGUAAUCGAGUCGAGAACGUCGGCGCCGAGCGUCACGAGGUCGGCCGGGGCGGCCGGCAGGAGGGGCAAGGAGGACGAGGAGGGCGCGACCUCGGCGGUCCAGUCGCAGGGCAUGACCGACGGCAGCAGCGGCGGGCUUCGCGCCGUCGCAAAGGCGACGAGCAACAUCGCGAGCAAGCUUCUCCCGUUCCCGACUCGUUCGCCGAGGACUCUCGGCUUCGCACACGACCAACCACCUCCUCCCGUCCCGCACUUCCCUCUCCGGCGCAGCUACGACAUGAUCAGCGCCACCGCAUCCUCCUCUCGCCGCCCCUCGCUAUCCUUCGACCUCUCCUCCUCGUCCCCUUCCUCGAUCCCGUCCUUCGCGAGUGCCACGUGCUCGACAGCGCCGUUCGCCUCCUCGAGCUUUGUCGAUGCCGCCGUCGACGACGACGACGCCUGCACGCCGACGGCGUCGAGGUCGCACGAGCGCCUGCCCGAGGUCUGUGCGCAGACGCCGUCGCAGGUCCUGUGGCCCGAGUACGGCACCAAGCGGGUCGAGCGCGGCGGGCGCUCGAGCUCGUCGAAGCUCCUAAGCCUCGGGCGCAAGGGCAAGGUGGCCAAGAAGGAGGAGGAGUUCGUUCCGCAUGCGUGGUGCCUCGUCAACGCGAUUACGGGCAGCUUCACGUCGGAUCAGCGUAUCGUCGGCAGCACGUUCGUCGACCAGGACCUCCUCAUCCUCAAGCCUCGUCUCCUCGCCUUCGACCCGCCUCUGCAUCUCCUGCACCUCCCGUACCUCCGCCUCUCGCGCAUCGAGCUCCUCACGACGCCGCUCGCCGACCUCGCCGUCGGCCCUUCGAGCCCAACCACGCCCAAGCGCUCAAAGCGGCGCAGCUGGGGCAGCGCACCCAAAGGCGGGCCCCUGUUCGUCGAGCGCGUGCUCGAGAUCGCGGUCGAGGAGGUGGGGCUCGAGGGGGACGGGCAGCGUGAGGAGGGAAGCGCCCCCAUUAUGGUGUUGCGGGUCUUUGAGCGCAACAGCCUCGAGCAGAGCUUCAAGCUGCCGGCCUCGCACAUUCGCCUCGUCGCCGUCGACACCUCCCUCGCCGACUACUUCUCUGGCGACAAGAGCCCAUCCUCGCGUCAGCGCCCCCCUCUCUCGCUCCCGAUCGUCGCCCUCGACUUUGAUGCCGACGAGAGCAUCGCUUUCCGCCCAUCGACGGGCGCCGAACUCGACAGCCUGCUCGACCUUCUCGGCGACGAGGACGAAACGAGCGACCUGCUCUACGAGGGCGAGAUGGAGCGCAGGAAGAACAUCAUCGACGCCGCGUACCGCUCCCACCACAACCUCCCUCUUCCUCUCGCCGCACCGCCAUCCGCUCCUCUCCCACCUCCUCCUCCCUCGAGCCCUGUCAUCCCCCUCUCUCCUACCCAGCCCAUCUCGCGCCGUCGCUCGCUCCACUCGCCCACCUCGUCCCGCCGCACCGGCCUCGCCAAGAGCACGACGCAGCUCGUCCUCUCGCGCGUCCCGAGCGUCGACGAGCAGCCGCAGCCGCCCUCGCACGAGCACUUGAGCUCGGCCAGCACGAGCGCCGAGUCGCUCGCCGGCGGCGGUCGCGUCGCGAGCGGGUUCGCGACGGCGCCGACGUCGCCUGCGCUCAGACCUCCUUCGACGAGCCCGACGAGCCCGUGA
Molecule: messenger RNA, 1692 nt
Organism: Rhodotorula graminis WP1
Lineage: Eukaryota; Fungi; Basidiomycota; Microbotryomycetes; Sporidiobolales; Sporidiobolaceae
Exons: 6
Coding region: 1-1692 (563 amino acids)
Source: RefSeq, a predicted model, not a curated record